CAGCUCCUCCCUCCACCUUGCACAGCGCCGACUCCUCCCUCUCCGUCUUUCUUUUGCGCGCUCGCGUUCGCGCUCUGCUGGGUAUGGCAUGUACGCGAGCGGGUGCGCUCCUGUUUACAUGCAUGCCUGCAUCUGGGACAGACUCUCUUAUUUGAGGACCGUAGCCGUUUCUGCUCAAUCCUGAGAAUUUUCGGGACAUCUUGCUCUUGCGAUUUGAGGAAUUGCGUGCUGUUUUUUUUUUUUUAAAUUUAAUUUACUCGUUAAAUUCUUUAAGGGCCUCCGUUGUGCCACUCUGGAGCGCUUUGGAUGUAAACUGCACUCUGGCAGAAUGGGAUCGCCAAAUUUAGACUCCACUGCAUGACGUUUCUGCAGGUUACCAUCAAAAUGGUGGCUGGAGAGGCAAAUGGGCACAGCUACCUUAUGGCAUGCUGGCAGCCCAUUCUCAUCCUGAUGCUGGGUACCGUCCUGUCAGGUUCCGCCACCGGCUGCCCCUCUCGCUGCGAAUGCAGCGCCCAAGAGCGCUCGGUCGUGUGCCACCGGCGGAAGCUGAUCGCCCUCCCCGAGGGAAUUCCCAUUGAGACGCGGCUGCUGGAUCUCAGCAAGAACCGCCUGAAAGCCAUGAACCCCGAGGAGUUUCUCAACUACCCACACCUGGAGGAGCUACAGCUUAAUGAGAACAUCAUUGCGGUCAUCGAACCGGGGGCUUUCAGCAACCUCCUUGGCUUAAGAACGCUGGGACUGCGCAACAACAAGCUUAAGUUGAUCCAGCUGGGUGUUUUCACUGGCCUCAGUAACCUCACUAAGUUAGAUAUUAGUGAGAAUAAGAUUGUCAUUUUGUUGGACUAUAUGUUUCAAGACCUUUACAACCUGAAGGAGCUAGAGGUGGGGGAUAAUGACCUGGUGUUUAUCUCUCACCGAGCUUUUCACGGUCUCAGUAGCCUAGAGCAGCUCACAAUGGAAAGAUGCAACCUGACCUCUGUGCCAACAGAGGCCUUCAGUCAUCUUCACAACCUGCUGUCCCUCAGGCUGCGCCAUCUCAACAUCAACAUCAUUCGAGACUAUUCCUUCAGGAGGCUCUAUCGACUCAAAGUCUUAGAGAUAGCAAACUGGCCUCUUUUAGAGACCUUGACUGCCAGGUCCCUCCACGGGCUUAACAUCACAACCCUGAGUAUCACGAACUGCAAUCUUACUGCUGUCCCUUACGUGGCCAUUCAACACCUGGUUUACCUUCGCUUUUUCAACCUGUCCUUCAAUCCGAUUGAGGUCGUGGAGGGCAACAAAAUGCACAAUUUGCUGAGGCUCCAGGCGUUUCACUUGGUAGGGGGACGGCUAGCGAGCAUCGAGCCUUAUUCUUUCAGAGGACUCAACUACCUUCGGGUUCUCAAUGUAUCCAGCAAUAGUCUAAGCACUUUAGAGGAGUCUGCGUUUCACUCGGUCGGCAACCUGGAGAUGCUGGCUCUCCACGACAACCCCCUGGCGUGUGACUGUCGUCUGCUCUGGGUCUUUCGCCGUCGAUGGAGACUCAAUUUCAACCGCCAGCAGCCAUCUUGUGAGACGCCAGAGUUUUUGCAGGGUAAAGAGUUUAAAGACUUCCCGGACGUUCUCCCGGCCAACUAUUUCACCUGUGAAAAAUCAAAGAUACGAGAUCACAAAGCCCUUCAUCGAUACGUGGAUGAGGGCACCACAGUUCAAUUCCCUUGCCAGGCAGAUGGAGACCCAGCACCUGUGAUUAUGUGGCAGUCUCCCAAAAAGCAAUUUAUUACUACAAAAAGCAUCGGCCGGCUGUCGGUGUCUCCAGACGGCACCCUGGAGGUUAGAUACGCCCAAAUACAAGACAAUGGCACGUACACGUGUUUUGCCGUCAACGCGGGGGGAAACGACACCCGUUAGGCCCACCUGCACGUUCAUAGCUAUUCUCCUAAUUGGCCCCAUCAGCCCAAUAAGACCUUUGCCUUCAUCUCAAACCAGCCCAAUGAUGGUGGUGCAAAUGGGACUGGUGUUACAGAUCCCUUUCCCUUUGAUAUGAAGACUCUCAUUAUCGCUACAACUAUGGGGUUUAUCUCGUUCCUUGGAGUGGUGCUGUUCUGUCUGGUGCUCCUGUUCCUCUGGAGUCGAGGAAAAGGCAAUGCCAAGCCAAACAUCGAGAUUGAGUACGUGCCACGAAAAGUAGAUGGAGACAGCAGCCCGACGGAGGGAUCGCACAAGAUCAGUAUGAAGAUGAUUUAACGGACUAAUCGCCAUUGUGUGUGCAUUACGUGAGGUAUAGGUGUUCUUGACUUACCUUGAUGAAUGAGGGCGUGGUUACUUUUGCACCCAUUAUAGAGAUGUGAAAAGAACAUUAUUCUAACAAAAGCCUUUUGCAUUUUUUUUUACAAACUGUAUAGAACAAUCUCACUUGGAUUGUGUCUUCAAAGGGAAAGCAGGCAGGUUUCAAAUAUCUGUGUAUUUGUUUGGGUAAGUGUUGAAAUAUAUAGUCCUUUGUUCAGAAGCCAGAAUCCAGAGCACCGGUAUGUUUAUACCUGUCCUCUUAUGUUUUUUCCUGUACAUAAUUAUGUCAAUGUACAUUGGGCAAUACAGUGGUUAAAUGCAACUGGGUUGUUGAGCCUACUGGAGUGCAUGUGCCAUAUAGAUACAUGCAAAGUGUAUAGGUCUAAUGAAAUCACUGUAAAUGUCCAUUACCAACUCUUUAUAAGAGAUAAAUUUGUUUUAAAAAUGAUUUAUUGAUUAGGCUUGACAAUCAUAAUAUGUCAAAAGUCAAGUAUUAAUCAUAAAGUAUUUUUUGAUUUGACGGUGCAAUUUCAAUGUUGACACUGUACAUAGUAUCCUAAGCCCGAUGUAGCUUUGAAUUUAAAGCCAUUUUCUCUGAAUGAAAAUGUGACAAACCUAUUGGACCUGUGGUUGUAUUCACACUAAACUACUGUAUCAUCUGACAGAUCUUCACGGUUUUAUUUACCUACCGAUGAGAAGUUUACAGUUUUAUUGAUUUAGUCAUCCAGAUGGCAUUAAUUUGCCAUGCUGUAAUGCCAUUUUCUAUCACUCUCAUGAGGCAGCAGUUGUUCGGUAGGUAAAUGUGUUCUUCAAACCCUUAAAACACUUGAUUGACAACACAGUGCUGAUUUUGGGACAAUGGAUGACUGUAAAGCAUAUUAAAAUUACAAGCUUUUGUACGCCAGCGUCUUUGCUCAUUUCUGUGGCUCUGUGAAUGAAGCGGGUAGAUUAUUAUAGUGACAGUUCACCCCAAAAUAAAAAUUCUGUCAUCAUUCACUCACCUUCGAGUACUUCCAAAUCUGUACACAUGUCUUUGUUCUGAUAAACACAGAGAAAGAUAUUUGGAAGAAUGCUUGUAACCAAACAGUUCUUGGACCCCAUUGACUAUGAAAAAUUUAUUAUAGAUUUUUUUGUUCUGUUGAACACAAAACAAGAUAUUUUGAAGAAUGUAGUAAUUUCUCUUUUGACCACCAUUGUAAUUUUUCCUACUAUGGUAGUCAGUGGAGUCCAAGAUUUUUUGGUUACAAGCAUUUGUCCAAAUAUCUUUCUCUGUGUUCAUCAGAACAAAGAAAUUACACAGGUUUGAAACUACUAAAAAAGUGAGCAAUUCAUGACAGAAUUUUCAUUUUUGGGUGAACUACCCCGUUAAGAAGGUGCUCUAAUGUACUGUCCCCCCACCUCUUUUUUACAACUCAACAUGUGCUGAAAAUGUAUUUUUUCUGCAAACAAAAAAUAUAUUUUUGUUCUAGUGGUGAACGCAUCAUAAUGUUAAUGAGAAUGGAUUUGAAGUAUUACAUCAACCAAGGAUUAUAGCUUGGAGUUCAGACCCUUCCUGAUUCUGCCUAAUUGGAUUAACUUGAAAUGUAUCAAUUUUGACCCUAAUUAAAAAAACGAAUUCUCA
Messenger RNA from Triplophysa rosa, 3889 nucleotides. It is a transcript of the gene lingo1b, whose product is annotated as leucine rich repeat and Ig domain containing 1b. Gene Ontology annotation, cellular component: extracellular matrix. Gene Ontology annotation, molecular function: protein binding. Lineage: Eukaryota; Metazoa; Chordata; Actinopteri; Cypriniformes; Nemacheilidae. The coding region runs from base 358 to 1890 and encodes 510 amino acids. The record is from RefSeq and is a predicted model, not a curated record. The transcript has 2 exons.